Molecule: messenger RNA, 1063 nt
Organism: Numida meleagris (helmeted guineafowl)
Lineage: Eukaryota; Metazoa; Chordata; Aves; Galliformes; Numididae
Gene: TMEM250
Product: transmembrane protein 250
Exons: 3
Coding region: 541-960 (139 amino acids)
Source: RefSeq, a predicted model, not a curated record
GUGCGGGCUGGGUGCGAUGGAGGAGGAGUUUGGGUUUCCCCUCCUUCUGGCUCUCCUCGACCAGCGCUCACCUUUAUUUGUCAUUGGCCCUCACCUUGGUCGGAGCUCCCGGAGGGAGGAGGGGUGAAGCCCACCCGGGCGGGGGUGCAUCAGCAUCCUGCGUUCUGCUGGGGCCGCCGCUGCCGUGUCGGUACCGCAUGGGGUGACGGCGGCACGGCUGGGCCGAGGUACCGGGCUGUGUGCCCGGCCUCGCAGCGCUGUGCUUUCCAGCAGGCCCAGGAGGCGGUGCUGAGGAGGCCAGGUGUCACAGGAGAACUUCACUCUUUUGUUGCAAGAAUUAAGUGGCACCCAGAAACGGCAGCGGACUUCCGACCUUCUGCUGCGUGGAAGACAGCAUCAUUUACAAUGUCUCUUCCAUCCUGGAAAGUCAGCAAAGAGUUAGCGUUCCCGGGCUGUUGGAGCUCUUCCAUGUUAAUGGAUGACAUUUGAUAUGUGCCCUGUAAGUCCUGCGCUAGGACUCGGUGACCGGUGGGGUGCCUGAUGCCUGUAAUCCCCAUUCCCCGCCGGGUCCGUUCGUUCCACGGCCCCCACACGACCUGCCUGCAUUCGGCCUGUGGCCCGGUACGGACCACUCACUUGGUGCGCACCAAGUACAACAAUUUUGACAUCUAUCUCAAAUCCCGAUGGAUGUACGGAUUCAUUCGUUUCCUGCUGUACUUCAGCUGCAGCCUGUUUACCUCCAUCCUCUGGGUGGCACUCUCUAUCUUGUUUUGCCUUCAGUACCUUGGCAUCCGGAUCUUUCUGCGUUUCCAGUACAAACUCUCCAUCAUCCUCCUCUUACUGGGGCGAAGGCGAGUGGACUUCAGCCUCAUGAAUGAACUGCUCAUCUAUGGAAUUCAUGUGACCAUGCUGCUAGUGGGGGGGCUGGGAUGGUGCUUCAUGGUAUUUGUGGAUAUGUAAAUAAAACAAGCGCAUGUGGGCUAAGAAGGUGAUUUUUCUUCCACCCCUGAAUUUGUCAAUAUCCUCUUUUCUUUUUUUAUAUAAAUUAAUUUAUUUAUCAGUG